AUGGUUCUACUACCUCCUAAAAAGAGACAUACGAAAAAGGGAUCGGAGAGCAGCUCGCACGAUUCGGGCCAAGACAGCCCCUCAAACCAUAAAAUUCGGGCUCAUCGCCGCGGUUCUGUCGAAGUAGACGAGCCAGAAAAUUACGACAGAGAUGCCCUCGUUUUUUACGUGAAUGGAAGAAGAGUUGUGGAUGGUGAAGUUGACCCGAGGACUACGCUUGUAACCUAUUUACGCGAUCAUUUACGCCUAACCGGCACGAAAAUCGGAUGCAACGAGGGUGGAUGCGGCGCGUGUACCGUCAUGAUUUCGGAGGUUGACCCGAUAUCCGGAGAGAUACGGCACUUCUCAGCAAAUUCCUGCCUAAUGCCUGUCUGCGGAGUUUUUGGGAAAGCCGUAACAACUUGCGAAGGAAUCCAAGGGGCCGAAGGACGACUGCAUCCCGUCCAGGAGCGGUUGAGCAAAUGCCACGGCUCCCAGUGUGGCUACUGUACCCCGGGUUUCAUCAUGGCCAUGUACAGCUUGCUGAGAAACAACCCGAAACCGUCGAGGGAAGAUGUGGAUCUGGCCAUUCAAGGAAACUUGUGCCGCUGCACCGGUUAUCGCCCAAUCCUGGAGGCGUUCUACAGUUUUGCCGAUGAGAAUGGCGAUGUAAAAAUCACCGAAUCCGGAUGCGCUAUGGGCGAUAAAUGCUGUAAGAAGGGUGGAGAUGGAUGUGGAGGGGAUCGAAAAACGUUCAUCAAGCUCUCUGAUUUGUCGAGUUGCGCCAAGUUUGACCCCAGCCAAGAGCUGAUCUUCCCGCCAGAGCUCAAGCUGAAAAACUUUCACCAACAAUCCCUCCUCCUCGACCACAAUGGCCACCGCUGGUUCCAGCCAACUGCUUACGACAUGUUAUUGGCCCUCAAGAGAAAACACCCACACGCCCGUGUCAUUUCCGGAAAUUCGGAAUUAGCGGUGGAGCUGAAAUUCCGCUUCAUUCCUCUCGACAUUGUCAUCAAUCCGAGACAGGUCCCUGAGCUGCACGAACAUCGCCUAACGGAAUUCGGAGCAUACCUCGGCACCGGUCUAUCUUUGACUCAGAUGGAAGAUGCGCUUCGGGCUUAUUCAAAGGAGCUACCAGAAUCGAAAUGCCGAGUAUUCAAGGCGGUCAACGACAUGCUGCACUGGUUCGCCGGACGACAUGUCAGGAAUGUGGCGAGUGUCGCCGGAAACAUUGCCACCGCUUCUCCAAUUUCCGAUUUGAACCCGAUUUGGAUGGCCUCCAGGUCCCAAGUCGUGCUCGAAUCGGAGGAACGCGGGAUCCGGACCCUUCCUAUCGACGAGAAAUUCUUUAUUGGAUACCGGAAGACGGUGAUUCAAGGUGAUGAAGUGGUGAAGGCGGUCAUUGUGCCGUUUUCUGAUGAGAAUGAGCACUUUUAUGCCUACAAACUUGCUCAACGACGAGAAGACGAUAUUGCCAUCGUCACGGGCGCGUUCAGAGCAAAAGUUAACCCGGCCACGCAUGUUGUCGAAGAUAUUGGAAUCUCCUACGGUGGAAUGGAUAUUUUCACGAAAUUGGCGCUAAAGACGAUGGCGCAUUUGAAGGGAAAAAAAUGGAAUAAAGCACUGCUGGACGAAGGCAUCGACUCGAUUUCCAAGGAAUUCGCGCUGAAGCCCGAUGUCCCGGGUGGAAUGCCGAGAUUUCGACAAGCCUUGACCCUCUCCUUCUUCCUAAAAUUUUUCCUACAAGUCGCUAAGAAUUUGGAGAUCGACGUCGAGCACGCAGAUCAAAAAACCCUGAUCGGCGACACGAUCAGCCAAUCCCUGGAAGCUACGCAGUUAUAUCAAGAAGUACCAGAUGGACAACCCGUCCAUGACCCAGUUGGACGGCCGAUUCAGCAUGUUAGCGGGGAGAAGCAUACUACUGGAGAAGCCAUGUACACCACUGAUGUUAAUAUUGCAGGACUUCUGCACGCUGCCCUCGUCUUGGCCCCAAUCGCCCACGGUACCAUCGAUAGCGUUGACGCCACAAAAGCUCUCGAAAUCGAUGGUGUCGUCGCUUACUUUGAUCAUUCCGACCUGCCGACCGACCGGUUAAUGGGACACCACGACGAUACGCUGGUGUUCGCGAAAGAUGAGGUGACCUACCACUGCCAACCGAUCGGUAUCAUCGUCGCGCGCGACCACGAGACGGCCCGUCGAGGAGCCAACGCCGUACAAGUACAAUGUACAGCCGGGAAGCCGAUUGUUACUGUAGAGGAAGCAAUAGAAGCAAACAGCUGGACCGGCCAGCCCUUCCAAGUUCACUCCCAGUUGAGUGAGGGCAAGCCGGAGUGGAAAAUGAAUGACUGGACCCAAUAUAAACGAAUUGUCGAAGGAACCAUCAAAAUGGGCGGCCAGGAACAUUUCUAUUUCGAGACGCAUAACUGCAUCGCGAUUCCGAAUGAGGAUCGGGGAAUUGAUAUGAUCGUCAGCACGCAGGGCGUGAAUGACGUUCAGAUCGAAGUCUCAAAAAUCCUCAACAUUCCCCGGAAUCGCGUCAAUAUCCGCGUGAAGCGAGUCGGUGGCGGUUUUGGUGGAAAGGAGUCGACCAAUUCGCUCUCUGCUGUCCCAUGCGCGUUGGCUGCGCUGAAGCUUCAAGCUCCGGUAAAAUUGUACCUCGAGCGAUUCGAUGAUAUGGCCAUCACUGGGCAUCGCCAUCCGUUUAAUUUCAAUUAUAAGGUAGCGCUCUCUGAGGAAGGAAAAUUGCUGGAUUACGAAGUGACCGCAUUUGCCAACGGCGGCCAUACGCUGGAUUUGAGUGCUGGAGUUUUGACACGAGCAAUGGUUCACAUCGACAAUGUAUACAAAUUCGGGAACGCGCAUAUUUAUGGCCGGAUUUGCCGCACGAAUACGGCUUCAAAUACGGCUUUUCGAGGAUUUGGAGGCCCACAGGGCAUGUUCUGCACCGAGACACUGAUGAAACACAUUGCCGAGACGUACGACUUGGAUGUUGAUGAGCUCCGCGAGAAAAAUCUCUACAAAGAGGGCGAAAUGACACCAUUCGGGAUGCAUCUUCGAAAAUGCAACGCAAAAAGAACGUGGGAUGAGUGCAGAGAAUUCAGCAGAUACGACGAGCGGAAACGGAUGGUUGCGGAAUUCAACAAGCAAAAUCGCUUCCGGAAGCGCGGCAUCUACGUGAUGCCCACCAAGUUUGGCAUCGGUUUCGGGCUGAAAUUCAUGAACCAGGCGUCCGCGCUUGUUCUCGUGUACACCGAUGGGUCGGUGCUGAUCUCGCAUGGUGGUAUGGAGAUGGGCCAGGGAUUGCAUACAAAGAUUUUACAGAUCGCGGCUCGGUGUCUGGACAUCCCAAUCGACUUGAUUCACAUCGAGGAGACGGCCACGGAUAAGGUCCCGAACGCCUCCCCGACAGCGGCCAGUGUUGGCUCGGAUCUGUGCGGAGUUGCAGUCCAAAACGCUUGCGACCAGUUGACGGAACGGCUAAAGCCCUACAAGGAGAAGCUGUCCGACAAAACAUGGAAAGAAUGGGUGGCAGCGGCGUAUAUGGAUCGAGUGUCGCUGUCGGCAUCUGGAUUUGGGAUAAUUCACAACGAGCCGGUCGACUUUUUUAAUGGAAAGGGAGCGGAAUUAUUUGGAUACUGUGUCUACGGGACGGCUUGUUGCGAGGUGGAAGUGGAUUGUUUGACUGGAGAUCACAGGCUCCUCUCUACGCACAUUGUAAUGGACAUUGGAGACUCGUUGAAUCCUGCCAUCGACAUAGGCCAAAUCGAGGGCGCUUUUAUCCAGGGCUACGGAUUGUUCACGAUGGAAGAAAUCAGGGUUCGACCAAAUGGAAUGCGAUUGACAAGAGGCCCCGGCAACUACAAAAUCCCGUCGGCUGAUGACGUGCCUAGGGACUUCCACGUGGCCCUUCUGAAGGGCUCCUCCAACCCGUCGGCCAUUUUCGCCAGCAAAGCCGUGGGAGAGCCACCGCUAUUCCUGGGCGCUACCGUAUUCUUCGCCGUUCGGGAGGCCAUCCGAGCGUAUCGCAUUCAGAAUGGUAAGCAAGGCUACUUCCGCUUCGACUCCCCAGCGACGCCAGAGGCCAUUCGAAUGGCGUGCGAGGACGAAUAUUUGGAAAAGAUCCCCUCCCUACCGGAAGCCGGCACCUUCACCCCGUGGACCGUUCCCCUC
Messenger RNA from Mesorhabditis spiculigera, 4149 nucleotides. The record is from the annotation of a GenBank genome assembly. Lineage: Eukaryota; Metazoa; Nematoda; Chromadorea; Rhabditida; Rhabditidae.